CCUGGGGCCGAAGCCGGGGCAGAGGAAUGUGCGCAGCGUUGAACGCUCUCUGGGUGGCCCUAUAACAUGGUCUAACAGACGGCGCAGGACGGAUGUACAGACCCGCCGACGGUGCCUGCGGGGCACACGAAAUGAGUGGCUCGGCCGCUCAACGCUGAUGGCGCCCCCGGGUAGUGGGCGGCCCUGGGGCCACCGCGGCGCACAGGACAGCGGGGCGGACCGAGGACGGCGGGGGCGGGACAGAAAAGACGCGAAUCCCGCGGAGGAUGACCGCGACCUGGGAGAGCCCCUUCCCUUCUGGGGACGACCUGGACUCCAGCCAGUUACAUAUGGAGCCGGAUGAGGUGGAUACUCUGAGGGAGGGAGAGGACCCAGCUGACCGAAUGCAUCCCUUUCUGGCCAUCUACAACCUUCAACCUCUGAAAGUACACCCUUUGGUGUUCGCCCCUGGGGUUCCUGUCACAGCCCAGGUGGUGGGCACUGAAAGAUACACCAGUGGAUCCAAGAUAGGAACCUGUACUCUGUAUUCUGUGCGCUUGACUCAUGGUGACUUUACAUGGACAACCAAGAAGAAGUUCCGUCAUUUCCAAGAGCUUCAUCGGGACCUCCUGAGACACAAAGUCUUGAUGAGUCUGCUCCCUCUUGCUCGCUUUGCUGUUGCCUAUUCUCCAGCCCGAGAGGCAGCCAACAGAGAGAUGCCCUCUCUACCCCGAGGAGGUCCUGAGGGCUCCACCAGACAUGCAGCCAGCAAACAGAAGUAUCUGGAGAAUUACCUCAAUCGCCUCCUGACCAUGUCUUUCUAUCGCAACUACCAUGCCAUGACAGAGUUCCUGGAAGUCAGUCAGCUCUCCUUUAUCCCAGACCUGGGCUCCAAAGGACUGGAAGGGAUAAUCCGGAAGCGCUCAGGUGGCCACCAUGUUCCUGGCUUCACCUGCUGUGGCCGAGACCAAGUUUGUUACCGUUGGUCCAAGAGGUGGCUAGUGGUGAAGGACUCCUUCCUGCUGUACAUGCGCCUGGAGACUGGUGCCAUCUCAUUUGUUCAGCUCUUCGAUCCUGGCUUUGAGGUGCAGGUGGGGAAAAGGAGAACAGAGGCACGGUAUGGGGUGCGGAUCGACACCUCUCACAGAUCCUUGAUUCUCAAGUGCAGCAGCUAUCGGCAGGCACGGUGGUGGGGCCAGGAGAUCACUGAACUGGCACAGGGCCCAGGCAAAGACUUCCUACAGCUGCACCGGCAUGACAGCUAUGCCCCACCCCGGCCUGGGACCUUGUCCCGGUGGUUCGUGAAUGGGGCAGGUUAUUUUGCUGCUGUAGCAGAUGCCAUCCUUCGAGCUCGAGAGGAGAUUUUCAUCACAGACUGGUGGUUGAGUCCUGAGAUUUAUCUGAAGCGUCCAGCCCAUUCAGACGACUGGAGACUGGACAUUAUGCUCAAGAAGAAGGCGGAGGAGGGUGUCCGUGUGUCUGUACUGCUUUUUAAGGAAGUGGAAUUGGCCUUGGGCAUCAACAGUGGCUACAGCAAGAGGACUCUGAUGCUGUUGCACCCCAACAUAAAGGUGAUGCGUCACCCAGACCAGGUGACAUUGUGGGCCCAUCAUGAGAAGCUUCUGGUGGUAGACCAAGUGGUGGCCUUCUUGGGAGGGCUGGACCUUGCCUAUGGCCGUUGGGAUGACCUACACUACCGACUAACUGACCUUGGAGACUCCUCUGAACCAACCACCCAACAGCCUCCCACCCCGUGCCCAGACUCUGCAACCACCCCAGACCUCUCUCACAACCAAUUCUUCUGGUUGGGCAAGGACUACAGCAAUCUUAUCACCAAGGAUUGGGUGCAGCUGGACCGGCCUUUUGAAGGUACCCCUAGAGACCAGCCUGACCUCUCCCUGACUCACCUGGGGCUCCCAGAUUUCAUUGAUAGGGAGACCACACCAAGGAUGCCAUGGCGAGACAUUGGAGUGGUCAUCCAUGGCUCAGCUGCCCGAGACCUCGCCCGGCACUUCAUCCAGCGCUGGAACUUCACCAAGACCACCAAGGCCAAGUACAAGAUACCCAUGUACCCCUACCUGCUGCCUAAAUCCACCAGCACCGCACACCAGCUCCCCUUCACGCUCCCCGGGGGGCAGUGCACCACUGUGCAGGUCUUACGGUCUGUGGACCGCUGGUCAGCAGGAACUUUGGAGAACUCCAUCCUCAAUGCCUACCUGCACACCAUUAGGGAGAGCCAGCACUUCCUGUACAUUGAGAAUCAGUUCUUCAUUAGCUGCUCAGAUGGGCGCACAGUUCUGAACAAGGUGGGCGAUGAGAUUGUGGACAGAAUCCUGAAGGCCCACAAGCAGGGACAGUGUUUCCGAGUGUAUGUGCUUUUGCCCUUGCUCCCUGGCUUCGAGGGUGACAUCUCCACAGGUGGAGGUAACUCCAUCCAGGCCAUUCUGCACUUCACUUACAGGACCCUGUGCCGUGGGGAGUAUUCAAUCCUACAUCGCCUCAAAGCAGCCAUGGGGACAGCAUGGCGGGACUACAUGUCCAUCUGCGGACUCCGCACACACGGAGAACUGGGCGGGCACCCAGUUUCAGAACUCAUCUAUAUCCAUAGCAAGAUGCUCAUUGCAGAUGACCGGACAGUCAUCAUUGGUUCUGCGAACAUCAAUGACCGGAGUUUGCUGGGGAAGAGGGACAGUGAACUGGCGGUGCUGAUUGAGGACACAGAGAUGGAGCCAUCCCUCAUGGAUGGGGCAGAAUAUCAGGCGGGCAGGUUUGCCUUGAGCUUGCGGAAGCACUGCUUCAGUGUGAUUCUUGGGGCUAAUGCCCGGCCAGACCUGGAUCUUCGAGACCCUAUCUGUGAUGACUUCUUCCAGUUGUGGCAAGAGACAGCAGAGAACAAUGCCAAUAUCUAUGAGCAGAUCUUCCGCUGUCUGCCAUCUAAUGCCACCCGUUCCCUGCGGACUCUCCGAGAGUAUGUGACCGUGGAACCCCUUGCCACAGUCAGCCCUUCCUUGGCCAGGUCUGAGCUCAACCUGGUCCAGGGCCACCUGGUUCACUUCCCUCUUAAGUUCCUGGAAGAUGAAUCUUUGCUGCCACCGCUGGGGAGCAAGGAGGGCAUGAUACCCCUAGAAGUAUGGACAUAGCUGAGGCUUCAGACAAGGAGAGCCCUCUAGCUAUGGGACUCUACCAUGUUUGGCUCCCUGUCCCUGAGGACUGAGGAUGGUGCCCUUUGAGAUCCAAGGAAGCAGGCAUCCCUGACUGGGACUAGAGAAAUUACAGAGAACCUUUACCUGAAAAGUAUUCAAAGAGGCACUCCCAAGCCUGGUCUGGGGAGGCAGAAGAGGGUCCCUGUGAGUUUCAUCCUCCCUGCCUCCGAGUUGAAACCACUGCUCUAGAGGAGAAGCAUAACUACUGCCAGGAUGCCUGGAGUCAAGCUUCUAAUUCUAGGAGGAAGGGACUCUACCCUGGGCAUUCCCCAUCUCCCCUCCUCUGCCCUUGGACCCCCUCCCUACCCAAGGACCUCUCCCAGCCCACUGCUGCAAGAUGGAGGGAAGAAUAAAGCCACUUCUGGCUGCAGCCCCCGCUGGGGGCAGGGAGAAGGCACACUAACUCCCUGUACCAGCCUACUGACAGACACUAACUUUGUACCAGUUCAAUAAGCAUUUCAUAAAUAAAA
Molecule: messenger RNA, 3652 nt
Organism: Sciurus carolinensis (gray squirrel)
Lineage: Eukaryota; Metazoa; Chordata; Mammalia; Rodentia; Sciuridae
Gene: Pld2
Product: phospholipase D2
Exons: 25
Coding region: 267-3119 (950 amino acids)
Biological process (GO): intracellular signal transduction; phosphatidic acid biosynthetic process; cell motility
Molecular function (GO): D-type glycerophospholipase activity; phosphatidylinositol binding
Source: RefSeq, a predicted model, not a curated record